AGUAGCUCAGAGUUGUCAUCUGCACAGAUCUUAGAGUUAAAGGAAGCGUUCAGCCUCUUUGAUAAAGACGGAGAUGGCACCAUCACCACUGUUGAGCUGGGUUCGGUGAUGCGAUCUAUGGGACAAAACCCAACAGAAACUGAGCUACAAGACAUGAUCAAUGAAGUGGAUGCAGACGGGAGCGGAGCAAUAGAUUUCCCAGAAUUCCUCACGAUGAUGUCACGAAAGCUGAAUGCUCUUGACCAGGAACAAGAGAUUCGCCAGGCAUUUGAAGUAUUCGACAAGGAUAAGAACGGGUUUAUCUCCCGUAGUGAACUCAAACAGGUGAUGGCCACACUGGGCGAGAAGUUGUCGGAGGAGGACGUCACCUUGAUGCUCAAGAGGGUUGACACGGACGGGGAUGGACAGGUCAACUACAAAGAGUUUGUUCAGAUGAUGCUGGCAAAGUGA
Messenger RNA from Candidula unifasciata, 450 nucleotides. The record is from the annotation of a GenBank genome assembly. NCBI's taxonomy places the organism in Eukaryota, Metazoa, Mollusca, Gastropoda, Stylommatophora, Geomitridae.